GCAGCGCGCAGGCGCGUCCCCGGCAGCCAGGCGGGUCCCGGCCGGGCGGAGGCCGCGGCCAAGCCGGGGGCUCGCGUAGAUGUCCAGCCCGGGCCAGGCGUCGCCUGGGCCGGCCCCGGCCGGGGACCUGCCGCCCGAGUGGGAGACGGACGAUGAGCGUAUGGCUUUUUUGUUCUCGGCUUUCAAGCAGAGCCGCGAAGUGAACAGCACCGAGUGGGAUAGCAAAAUGGCCUUCUGGGUCGGGUUGGUGCUGGCCCGCGGCCGUCGACGCGGUGCCGUUCGUACCUGCCUACGAGAGCUGCAACAUGGCUUCGAACGGCGCGGUAGCGUCCCGCUCGGCCUCGGCACCGUCCUCCGGGAGCUCCUCAGACGUGGCAAGAUGCAGAGGGAGUCAGACUUCAUGGCCAGUGUAGACAGCAGCUGGAUCUCCUGGGGUGUGGGAGUGUUCAUUUUGAAGCCCCUGAAGUGGACUCUCUCCAGUGUGCUGGGUGACAGUAAAAUACCUGAGGAAGAGGAAGUUCUGAUUUAUGUGGAGCUGCUUCAGGAGAAGGCAGAGGAAGUUUAUCGCCUGUAUCAGAACUCUGCACUCUCUUCUCACCCUGUUGUUGCCCUCUCAGAGCUGCGUUCCCUCUGUGCCAGUGUUUGUCCAGAUGAAAGGACGUUCUACUUGUUGCUUCUCCAGUUGCAAAAGGAAAAGAGGGUCACGAUCCUGGAACAGAAUGGAGAGAAGAUCGUGAAGUUUGCCCGAGGCCUUCACGCCAAAGUCUCCCCGAUGAAUGAUGUGGACAUUGGAGUGUAUCAGCUGAUGCAGAGCGAGCAGCUGCUGUCACAGAAGGUGGAGUCCCUUUCCCAGGAAGCAGAGAAGUGUAAAGAGGAUGCCCGGAGUGCCUGCAGAGCUGGCAAAAAGCAGUUGGCACUGAGAUGUUUGAAAUCCAAACAAAGGACAGAGAGGCGCAUCGAAGAGCUUCACUCCAAGCUGGACGCUGUGCAGGGGAUCUUGGAUCGUAUCUAUGCCUCCCAGACUGACCAGAUGGUAUUUAAUGCCUAUCAGGCUGGUGUGGGAGCUCUGAAACUGUCAAUGAAGGAUGUUACUGUGGAGAAGGCAGAGAACCUGGUGGAUCAGAUACAAGAGCUUUGUGAUACUCAAGAUGAAGUAGCCCAGACUCUGGCUGGAGUGGGGAUCAGUGGUCUAGCAGAGAUGGACACUGAGGAACUUGAAAAGGAGCUGGACAGUCUCCUCCAGGACUCGACUAAGGAGCCUGUAGAUCUGCCUCCUGUUCCCCAGAAGAUGCAGAAUCUUGAAGAUGAAUUGGAAAAGCUCUCUGUUUCUGAUGGAGAUUUGCCACAAAAGAAUCCCUCUGCUUCCACUGAACCCAAAACAGCUCUGGGACUGAAUCUCUAAAGACCCAACAGUGUCCUGUUGCUGCAGUCUGAGAAGUUUUAAGGUUCCUUAACUAAUGACUAGAACUUCUGGGGAGAGGGGUAACUCUCCCCUGUUCUUCACGGAUCUCACUUAACUCAGCAGCAGGAUCUCCUGCCAUGACAAUCCACUCUGGAACUGGCCCCAGCUGGUGUUUGUCAUCUCUGUGCCAACAUCUGCACUGGUCUCAAUUUGACUUGUGAUCCCAAGUCACUCUGCUACAUCCAGUCUUCCCUUCUGGGAACACAGUUCACUCUUCUGCCCAGUGAAGAUAAAUCUCUUCUGUGUCCAUAACAGCACUCGGUUCCUUGGGUUUGGUUUUUUUCCCUUUGCUGUGGCUGAUGUUGAGAUUCUGAGUUUGCAGAGGUAUUGCAGUUGCUCAACAUUUGGCUGUUUUGUGUGGUUGUUUAAAACACUUGGCACAUAAUUCCUGUCCUUGACAUAACUUAUCUUGCAACGAGCUUAAACACCUGUUGAUAGUUCUAUCCCUCCCUGUCUGUAUUUUUGCACGGUCGUGGACAACUAGACACUGUAAGUGUUAUUGUAGGAGAUUUUGUUGCUGCUCUAGAGGGCAGCAAGUGCAAGCACAAGACAAAAAGAAUUCCUCUUUCUGUAAUGACACUAAGGCCUUAAAAGGGAGACCUGCAAGAGAGAUUUAAAUUGAGGAGUUUCUCGGGCUGCCUGUCGUGACGAAGGCUCGUGGUCACUGUCACACCAUUUUCUGCUCGCUUCAACUUGAGAUUUGACCUGCUGGCUGUUUCUGCAUCUCUCCUGUUUGCCAGGCAUCUUGGGAGCUGCAGGAAGAUCUGCUUCGAGCUCUUGUCCUGGGUGAUUCAGGGUGGGGUGAGAAGGGAUGCAGCAUUUUCCCUUUAAGGGCCCGCUUUCACGGACCAGCCUUGCCUUCGCCUUCAGCCUUGAUGUUACAAUUCCACAAGAUGAUGGAGGGUAAAAGAAAAAGCCCCAAACCAAACCCUUUUAAGUGUUUCUAAUGCAACUCCCCCCCCCCCCCAAGCCCAGCAACUGAAGGUUUUUUACUUUAGCCAUCAGAAAUGAAGCUGUUGUCUUUUGCAGGUCCCUUUUUUAUUACGUGUAUGUACAUGGAAGAGCUGAAAGCCUGACACCUGCCAUGAAUCAAUGCAUCCAUUCAGGAGGGGAAUGUGCUCUUAACUGGGCUUUCUGCACACAGAGCCUGUGCUUGGCAGGGGAGUGACCAGCUCCAUGUCAAUGUAUAACCAGUCCUCAUCUCUCUGCACCUCUCCCUGACACAGAAUGUAUUCCCCUCACUGCAGGCUGCCUUCUGCACCAGCCGUGUGGGUAGCAGCUUGAAUGGUCAACCAGGGCUGGAGUUGUCAUGUCCUGUUAAUUAUUGGCAACCCAGCCUUAGCCCCAAAGGACCAGGGAAGGGUGCAGGUGUCAGUAGGGUGCUGCAUGGGCUCUGGCUUCAUUGUCACUCUGCAGGCUCCUGCCAGAGAAGGUGUGCUGUAGCCAGCUAGCAGCUCACCCAGGCUGCACACGGAGCUAUGUGAAAUGACUUGAAGCUCUCUAUUCCUUUCCUUUGUAAGUCAGCGGGAGAAAAACCACUGUGUUUUCUGCCUAUGUGUAAUAAAGGGGAGGAACCAGA
Colius striatus (speckled mousebird) is the source of this 3041-nucleotide messenger RNA. It is a transcript of the gene CHMP7, whose product is annotated as charged multivesicular body protein 7. Bases 80 to 1402 code for a protein of 440 amino acids. Lineage: Eukaryota; Metazoa; Chordata; Aves; Coliiformes; Coliidae. Gene Ontology annotation, biological process: vesicle budding from membrane; late endosome to vacuole transport via multivesicular body sorting pathway. The record is from RefSeq and is a predicted model, not a curated record. The transcript is spliced from 10 exons. Gene Ontology annotation, cellular component: cytoplasmic side of plasma membrane; ESCRT III complex; multivesicular body.